ACUUCUUUCCAGUGUUCCGUUUCAGGGGAUUGUUUUUGUAAGCGGAACUGACAGGGAUGGAUUUGCAUUUAACAUUUAGUCAUAUUUUAGUACCAGUUUGUCAUUUAGGGUUUUUUUCUUAUGUACAGCUCAUAGUUGUCAAUUAAGCCGACAACUUAUGUUUAUUGUUUUGUCUUAUAACUAGGAAAUUACUCUCAGUAAAACAGCGACAAUGGCAACCGUUAAAAACGUUAAAAGUUGAUCGAUUUGAUGGACAAUUGACAGAAAAGGUUUCCUGGUAACCGUGACCAUGUUACAGACUACUGGCCGCCUGUCCAAAGCGCUACAGCUCACCCUGGCGGUCAUUAAGCCCGAUGCUGUAGCUCAUCCUUUAAUAGCAGAGGCUAUUCACCAGACAAUUCUGGAUAACAACUUCGUAAUUGUCAGAUCCAAAGACUUGGUGUGGAAAAGGCAGGAUUCUGAGAGGUUUUAUGUUGAACAUUCAGAGCGAUUCUUCUAUCAAAGACUUGUAGAAUUCAUGUCAAGUGGUCCUAUGAGAGCCUACAUUUUAGCUCGGGAGGAUGCCAUACGUCACUGGAGGGACCUGAUGGGACCAACCAAAGUCUUUCAAGCCAGAUACACGUCCCCUGCCUGCAUCAGGGCUCGCUUUGGCCUCACAGACACCAGAAACACAACUCAUGGCUCCGAUUCUCCAGAGUCGGCUCAGAGAGAAAUCAGUUUCUUCUUCCCAGAUUUCAAUGUGGAGCAAUGGCUUAAGAAGGAGGAGCCGUUGUUCAGAUCACGACAGAUCCAAUAUGAUCAACAAGAUCAGAUCCACAAACCUUUAACACCAAGCUGACCCUGGAGUAGCUCAGCACUGCUCCACAGCUUAAACUUGAUUGGAUGAGAUGAUGAACUCUGUUUAGAAGCAACACAUAAAGAGUACGCCUGAUUUAUGAAAGUGCCAAAUUGUUAUAAUAAAAAAAAAAGAGGUUGCUAGGAUCA
Molecule: messenger RNA, 984 nt
Organism: Gambusia affinis (western mosquitofish)
Lineage: Eukaryota; Metazoa; Chordata; Actinopteri; Cyprinodontiformes; Poeciliidae
Gene: nme6
Product: NME/NM23 nucleoside diphosphate kinase 6
Exons: 6
Coding region: 290-838 (182 amino acids)
Biological process (GO): UTP biosynthetic process; GTP biosynthetic process; CTP biosynthetic process
Molecular function (GO): nucleoside diphosphate kinase activity
Source: RefSeq, a predicted model, not a curated record